This is a messenger RNA of Astyanax mexicanus (Mexican tetra), 4716 nucleotides long. RefSeq lists its product as uncharacterized. NCBI's taxonomy places the organism in Eukaryota, Metazoa, Chordata, Actinopteri, Characiformes, Acestrorhamphidae. The coding region runs from base 64 to 4584 and encodes 1506 amino acids. Gene Ontology annotation, molecular function: serine-type endopeptidase activity. Gene Ontology annotation, biological process: complement activation; proteolysis. The transcript has 35 exons. The record is from RefSeq and is a predicted model, not a curated record. Gene Ontology annotation, cellular component: extracellular region.
AACGUGCCACUCUUCUAGUUCCUUAUUUUCACAUCUGUUUUGCAGAAAGCCUUAACAGACAGCAUGGAGGCGUUGCUUUGUUGGAAUUUAUUGAUUUUUAUGGCGAUUUCCAUAUGUUCUCUUGUUAAUGGUGCUCCAUCUGAGUAUGAGUGCUCGGACAGUAACCUGAGAGUUAAGGGAGGCACUUUGACUCUUUCUGAGAAAUACAAUGAUGGCAGUAUCCUGAGGUACCAAUGUCCGGAGGGGUAUUACCCAUAUCCUGUAAAAAAACGUAUUUGUACCAAUGGCAAGUGGGAUCCUGUGCCCAGCAAAAAACCGGUAGAGUGCAAGAAGAUCACAUGUCCUAAUCCAAGAGUUCUGGAGAAUGGAGAAGUAGAACCCUUUCAGGUGCAUUACUAUGUAAAUGACACAACCUCCUACACAUGUCACUCUGAUUAUUCGUUGCGGGGAUCCUCUACACGUAUCUGUCAGCUCAAUGGCAAGUGGAAUGGCAGCACGCCCAUUUGUAGUCGCAAUUCUGACCACUGCCCUGAUCCAGGCACUCCUCCUGGUGCCAGCAGAACAGGCCACAUCUUUAACAUUGAUGACAAAGUCACGUACCGCUGUGAUAACAAGCUGAAGCUGCUGGGAUCCAGAGAGCGUGUGUGUCAGGAUGAUGGAACGUGGUCAGGGCAAGAGCCUGAGUGCUAUGCUGAUUUCACAUAUGACACCCCAGAAGAAGUUGCACAGGCUUUUGGAGGCACUCUAAAGAAUACUCUCACCACUUUCGAGGAUAAAGGUCAGGCUGUGAAGAAAAUCAGACUGGAACAGAAAGGAAAGCUCAACAUCUACAUCGCCCUGGAUGCAUCUGACAGCAUAAAUAAAGACGAAUUCAAUGAGGCAAAGGAGAUCAUGAUAAGGCUCAUUGAGAGAAUCAAAUACUAUGAGGUUUUUCCAAAUUAUGACAUCCUCAUUUUUUCUACACAUGUGACAAAAAUAGUUAACAUUACUGAUAAUUAUGUGCUAACCGAAGAAAAAAACAAUAUCUUCGAAACCAUCCAACGUCUGGCAGCCUUUGAAUUUGAGGCUAAAGGAGAAAAAUCAGGAACAAAUAUUGAAAAAGCCUAUGGAAAUAUUUUGGAAAGCAUGAGUGUGAUAAAGGCUAUGAAUAACACACUCUUCAAAGAAACACAGCAUGUCAUAAUCAUGUUCACCGAUGGUGUUGCUAAUAUGGGAGGAAACCCAACACACAAGAUUAAUGAAAUUAAACAAAUUGUAUAUGAUGGAGAUGAAUUCAAUCGUGAACAGUAUCUUGAUCUGUAUGUGUUUGGAGUGGGUGAGAAUGCACAUGAAGUAAAAGAGAAUGUCAAUGAGUGGGUGACAAAAAGAGACAAGGAAAAGCAUUUCUUCUUACUCAAGGAAAUGAAAGAUAUGCAAAAAAUCCUGGACGAAAUGAUCGAUGAAAGCACUAGUGUGGGUCUGUGUGGACUCUUUAAAACCUACGAUGAAAAAAGUGAAAACUAUGAUCACACAGCAUACCCCUGGAUGAUAAAGUUUUCUUUGAGCCGUGAUGGCAAAUUCUCAAACUGCUUAGGAUCACUGGUGAAUCCAACCUUCAUUCUAACCGCAGCUCACUGCUUCAAGUUUGAUGAUGAACCUGGGAGUAUACAUUUUCAGAGACCUACAAAUGUAAAAGCAAAGAAUGUAAUGCUUCAUCCUAAAUACAAAAUCACAGAGAAAAAAACUGAGGGAAUAUCAGAGUACUAUGUGUAUGAUGUGGCUCUUAUUGAACUGAAAAAACCUGUAAAAGUGGACAUCAAUCUGAGACCUAUUUGCAUUCCCUGCACUAAGGAGACCAGCGGGGCUCUAAGAUUGACUGGCAGUGGUGUGACAUGUCAAACACACAAGGAAAUACUGCUAAGUAAUGAGUUUGAAUAUGUGUAUUUUAUGCAAGCUAAAACAAAUCAUAAAAAUGUUUAUCCAAAAAAAAAGGUCCAGCUCAAACUGAAAGACCAGUUGGAUGCAUGCAUAGUAGAAGCUGGAAGGGUUUUAAAUGUUUCUCAUGAGACUGCAAGGAAACUUAUUACAGAAAAUUUCCUAUGCACUGGAGGACAAGGAAGUACUGAUGUGGACGAGCCCUCUUGCAAAGGUGAAUCUGGUGGUGCCACAUUUUUGCAGCAGACGUAUCGUGCAGUCCAGGUUGGAAUUGUCAGCUGGGGACUGAAAGAUUUGUGCACAGGUCAUGUAAAUUUAAAUAUGAAGGAAAAAAACAGAGAUUUCCACAUAGAUCUCUUUAAUCCAGAGGUGCAAAAAUUCCUUAAAGAAUACCUGGGUAAUGAAACAAGGCAGUACAAUGAGGCACUACAUUUUUUGUGUGGUCCAUCUGAACUUCAGUGUUUGGAGACUGUGCAUCCGAACAUCACGGAGCAUCUGAACAACACAGAGAAUCUGAACAAUACCAACUACCUCAACAUCACCACGGGCACCUUUACUCUUUCUAAGCAAUACAAUGAUGGUAGUAUCCUGAGGUACCAAUGUCCGAAGGGUUAUUACCCAUAUCCUGUAAAAAAACGUAAAUGUUCCAGAGGCAAAUGGAAUCCUGCGCCCACUAGAAAAUCAGCAAAGUGCAAGAGAAUCACAUGUCCUAAUCCCAAUGUUCUGGACAAUGGAUCUGUGAAUCCCUAUCAGGUACUUUAUUAUGUGAAUGACAUGAUCAAUUACAGGUGUCACUCCGAUCACAUACUGCGGGGGUCCCCCACUCGUGUGUGUCAGCUCAAUGGCAAGUGGAGUGGCAGCACAGCGAUUUGUAGUAUUGACUCUCACCACUGCCCUGAUCCUGGCAUUCCUCCUGGUGCCAGCAGAACAGGCCACAUCUUUGACAUUGAUGACACAGUCUCCUACCGCUGUGAUAACAAGCUGACACUGCUGGGGUCCAGAGAGCGUGUGUGUCAGGAUGAUGGAACGUGGUCAGGGCAAGAGCCUGAGUGCUAUGCUGAUUUCACUUAUGACACCCCAGAAGAAGUUGCACAGGCUUUUGGAAUCAGUCUGAAGGCUAUUCUAAACAGACACAAGCAACAAGUUCAGCCUACGAAGAAAGUCAAAGCAAAUCUCAACAUCUACAUCGCACUGGAUGCAUCUGGCAGCAUAGAUAAAACGGAUUUUGAAGAGGCAAAGAAAAUCGUCAUGAAGCUCAUAGACAAGGUCAGCUACUAUGAAGUCUUUCCAAAUUAUGAGAUCCUUGUUUUUGCUACAGAUGUAGCAAGAUUAGUUAGCAUUGCUGAGGGCAACGGCGAGCUGCAUGAAACUGUCAACAAUUUAAUGGCUUUUAAAUAUGAAGACAGAGGAGCAAAAUCAGGAACAAAUAUUGCUAAAGCCUUCAAUGAAAUAUUGGCAAGCAUGAGUAAGGUGAAGGCCACCAAUAAAACGCCCUUCAAAGAAACCCAUCAUGUCAUAAUCAUGUUCACUGAUGGUAUCACUAAUAUGGGAGGGGACCCUACACACAAGACUAAUGCAAUUAAACAUGCAGUGUAUGAUGGAGAUGAAGCAAACCGUGAACAAUAUCUUGAUCUGUAUGUGUUUGGAAUGGGUGAUGAUGUGCAGAAAGAGGAUAUUAAUGAAUGGGUGACAAAAAGUCCAAACGGAAAGCACUUCUUCUUACUCCAGAAUGUAGAAGAUGUGAAAGAGAUCUUUGAUGAAAUGAAUGAAAUCAAUAGUGUGGGUCUGUGUGGGCUCUACAAAGAAAAAAAAGAUCGAGUGGAGCGUGAAGGAUACCCUUGGCUGAUAAAGUUUUCUGUAUCUCAUGAACUUGGCAAAGUCUCAAGCUGCUUAGGAUCACUGGUCACUCCAACAUUUAUUCUAACCGCAGCUCACUGCUUCAAGUUUGAGGAUGUUCCUGAGAAAAUUCAUUUUGAGAUACCUAAAAACUUAAACUUAGCAGCAAAGAAUUUCAUGCUUCAUCCUAAAUACAAACCCAGAGGAAAAGUGUCUGAGGGAAUAUCAGAGUACUAUGAAUAUGACGUUGCUCUCAUUGAAUUAGAAGAACCAAUAGAAACUGAUAACACUAUCAGACCCAUUUGCGUUCCCUGCACCAAGGAGACGAGCAAGGCUCUAAGAUUAUAUGGCAGGGGUGUGACGUGCCAAAAACACAAAGAGGAGCUGCUGAGUAAAGAGCUUGUGAAUGCGUUUUUCUUGUCGGCUGAGAUGGAAAGUAUAUUUUUACAACACAAUGUCAAGAUCAAAUUGGGACACAAGAGAGACGCAUGCAUUGAAGAUGCCAAAAAUGCUUUAAAUAUAUCCCAUGAAAAAGCAAGACUGCUUAUUACAGACAAUUUCCUGUGCACCGGAGGAGAGGGAUAUAAUCAAUUAGACCAUGUUUCUUGCAAAGGUGAUUCUGGAGGUGCCACAUUUGUGCAGCAAACGUAUCAGGCUAUCCAGGUUGGAGUUGUCAGCUGGGGACUGAAAUACCUGUGCUCUGGCGGCUUCAACUGGAAGGAACUUGAAACAGCCAGAGAUUUCCACAUAGAUCUCUUCAAUCCAGAAAUACAGAUUUUCCUUAAAAAAUACCUGAGUGAUGAUCAAAGGGGCCAUCCUGUUCAUUUUUUGUGAAAAGCAGAGGCGUGUUCUCCUGUAAACAUGCUAUUUUUCUUUAAUAUCUUUUUUACUGUAAACUUUUGAUCAAUGUGACAAAACAAAGAAUUUUGAAUAUACAGCUCUGGAAAGAAUUAAGAGACCACUUGA